AUGACCGCUGGCAACAAGAUCGUUCGCGUGGGCAUAAUCGGCUGCGGCGAAAUAACCCAAGUAGCCCACAUCCCAACCCUAAACUUCCUUUCGGACUACUUCCAAACAACCUACCUCUGCGACGUCUCCCCCAAUGCCCUCACCCACUGCAGCAAAAAGGUCACCGGGAGCAUCCCUAGAACAACCCCCGAUGCAGAAACCCUCUGCUCCUCCCCAGAAGUCGACGUAGUCCUAAUCGCCAACAGCGACGCCUUCCACGUCCCACACGCCCUACUAGCCCUAACCCACAACAAAGUCGUCUUCAUCGAGAAGCCCAUGGCACUCUCUUUACAGGAUGCAGACCGCAUCAUCGAAGCUGAGAAGAACUCCGCCGGCAAAGUCAUGGUUGGGUACAUGCGGCGGUAUGCGAGCGGCUUCCUGGAUGCGGUGAAGGAGAUCGGGGAUAUGGACCAGGUGCGCUAUGCGCGUGUUAGGGAUAUUGUUGGGCCGAAUGCGGAUUUUGUUAAGCAGUCGGGCACUUUUCCGAAGGUUUUUGGGGAUUAUAAAGAUGCGGAUGUGAAGGGGUUGGAGGAGAGGAUGGAGGGGAUUUUGGAGCAGGCGAUUGGGACGGAAUUGGGGGUUGAGGUUAAUGGUGAUACGGCUGUGCAGUGGAGGCAUCUGGGGAGUUUGGGGAGUCAUGAUCUUAGUGCUAUGAGGGAGGUUUUGGGCAUGCCGGUUUCUGUGCUUGGGGCUUCGUUGUGUAGGGCGGAGGGUCCGCCGUUUUGGAGUGCGCUGUUCCAGUAUCCCUCGUUUGCGGUCUCUUAUGAGUCCGGUAUUGAUGAGGUUCCACGCUUUGAUGCUUCGAUUGAGGUGUUUGGUGGGAAUAAGACUGUCAAGGUUUGCUUUGACUCGCCUUAUGUCAAGGGGUUGCCUACUACGAUGCAUAUCCGUGAGAAAUUGGAGGACGGGUCAUUCCGGGAAUCGGUGGUGAGGAAGACUUAUGAGGAUGCUUAUACCCUGGAGAUGAAGGAACUUUAUGCAUUUGUUGUUGAGGGGAAGCGGGCUAAAACUACUGCGGAGGAUGCUAGGAAAGACGUUGAGAUCUUUGGGAUGAUCAUGAAGGCUGGUCUGGAAGGUCAAGCUGGACUUAACAAGCUGGAGAAUUAG
Messenger RNA from Penicillium bovifimosum, 1146 nucleotides. RefSeq names its product Gfo/Idh/MocA family protein. Lineage: Eukaryota; Fungi; Ascomycota; Eurotiomycetes; Eurotiales; Aspergillaceae. The record is from RefSeq and is a predicted model, not a curated record. Bases 1 to 1146 code for a protein of 381 amino acids. Gene Ontology annotation, molecular function: oxidoreductase activity; nucleotide binding. Gene Ontology annotation, cellular component: cytoplasm. Gene Ontology annotation, biological process: NADPH regeneration. The transcript is spliced from 3 exons.